GAACGAAACGGAACGUUCGACGCUAACCAACUUCAAGCGCGCUCUCAAAAAAUACAAAAAAAAAAAUAAUUAACAAACAAAAUAUACAAAAUAAAAACCCGAAAAAGCCAAAGAUAAAGAGAGGUGGCUGAGAACUGGAGGAACAACCAAACUGAACAACGAACAACGACAACGAGCAACGGAGACCGCAAAAAUACACGGUCGGAGAGACAAUAAAAGUCGGCCAGCGGCCAAAAACGCGCUCAUUUCAUUGCGUGCGCUGUUUUCGCAACGGCGGAGAGGGCACUACGGCAACGGAAUACGGAUUGAGGAAUACGGAAUACGUUAUACGAAAUACGGAGUACGGGAAUACGGAACACGGAGUACGGGAAUACGGGAGGAGAAGCCACGCGGAUACGCAUACGGAUACGGAUACGGGGAGCCAGGAUGCGACACGCAUUUGUUGGAUUAAUUGUGUGCUGGCUGGCAGUUUGUCAACCGCAAGCUGAGGCACAAUUUGGCGGCUUUGGAGGAUUCCAGCCACAGGUAUAUAGACAGCCGCAAUAUUAUCAACCUCAGGUGUAUCAGCCUCAGGUUUACCAACAGCCGGGGGCUUAUCAACCUCAGGUUUAUCGACAACCGCAGGUUUAUCAGCCUCAGGUGUAUCAGCAACCAAGACAGGUUUACCAACAACCUCAGGUCUACCAACCACAGGUGUAUCAGCAGCAGCCCCGUCAGCAGCGUCAAGGAUCCGUCUCCAAGGCCAAUACGAAUGCCUAUGAGCGACAGGUGGACUUUGGCAAUAAUGUGGAAUACACUCAGGGUCUAUCCAACUCCCGGGCGGUGACCAAACAGAAUGGCCAACGUGUGGUGACCAAAAGUCAGGCUCAGACGCGUGACAUCGAUCUCGGUGGCCUGCAGAUCGGCAACACACUGACCAGAACGAAAACAAAUGCCAAUGGAGCUGUGUCCCAGGGCAUUGCCAAUCAAUUCCGGAUCGGUGAUGUCGGUCUAGGUGCCUCCCUGUCGCCACAGAAUCUACGAAAUGGUUUUGGUCUUCAGCGUGGUGCCGAUGGUGACUUGCGUCUGGGUUUGGGUGUUCUUAACCUAGAUCUGGAUAGGAAUGUGGCCAAUUCGAAUACCUUGUCACAGGCUCAGGUGAAUGCUCAGGGUAAGGGUGCUCGGGCUGGUUCCUCCAGCAACUCGCAAUCGAAUACCCAGCAAUAUGGUGGAGUUACGGUGACGGACACACGCUCCAAUUCGAAUGCCUUUGGCAAGGCACGACGUGGUCAGACUUCGGCCAGUACAGGUGGAUUUGGAGGUAAUGCUGCCACCAAUGGUCAGAGUUUCGGUGGUCCCUUCCAGCGUGUGGUGCGACAGCAACCGGUUGCUUAUAGGCGACCCAAGAGGAGGGCACAGUUUGUGCCAUUCGGUUAUCCAGGAGGUGGCUUUGGACCGGGUCCCUUUAACCUGGGUUUGGAUAGACCACGUCGGCAGUUUGGCGAACCCUUUUUUAAACUCAAGCUUUUUCUAGGCUUUGGUGGACAACAGUUUGGUGGAGGGCCCCAGUUUGGAGGAGGACCACAGUUUGGAGGCGGAAACCAGUUUGGUGGCGGCUUUGGUGGCUUCCAGCAGCCGCAGCAGCAACGCCAAAAGGGUAACCAGAAUCAGGCUAAUGGCAAUGCCAAUGCUCAGGGUGGACCUGGUUUCAACCAGCAGGCAUCCACGAAUAAUCAUGCCAGUCAAGGUAAUACCGGGAGCAGUAGCAUUGGCUCUAACUUGGCCCAAGAUGGUAGCAGCGGUCAGGUGAGCUCGGCCAAUACCAAUACGCACAAUACCCAGACAGCCGGUGGCUUCGAGAGCGGCCAGAAUUCACAGAGUCAGGCAUUGAACUUCAAACCUGGUGAGCAGCAGGCUUCAAGUGCCAAUGCCAAUACACAGCAUACACAGCAGGGCGGAAGGGAAACCAUUGGUUCGAAUAGUGGCUCUACGGCCACCAAUAAUAACCAAUUUGGACAGUCGACGAAUACGGCCAAUACCAAUACGCAGGUGGUGCGUGAAGGUAACCGUCAGGAUGCCACCAGUGAUGCCAACAGUCAGAGCAUCUUUCAGGGCAACAACGGGCAGGGCGAUGCCUCGGCCUCAACGAAUGCCCAGACCAGUUCUCAGAAGGGACCCGGUGGCUUUGUGAGCAACUCGGCCUCGAGCAGUGCCACAGCCACCGCCGGAAAUGGACAGUCGGCCAAUGCCAACGCCAAUGCCAGUGCCGGCAGUGGUGGUGGUGGUGGCUUCGGGCGUGGAUCCGGGGCAAAUGCCGGUGCCAAUGGCGGUAGUUUCGGUGGCGGCGGCGGCGGUGGUGGUGCCAAUGCCAAUAGCAAUGCCUUCAGCGGAUUCGAUGGAUUCGGCUUCUAUGGACUUCGUCAUCGAGCACAGCAACAGGUUCGUCUGCAACGCUGGAGACCCAAGUCUUUAAAUGGUACUGAAACUUCCCCAAGAACUUCUUCAAAGAGUUCCACCAUCAACGAUAACUUUGAGUAUGUGUACUUUAAUCGCUCUUCCCGCUUGGAGGAUCUCGACUCUAGCUCUGGUUCGGAUUUGGGGACACUGAACACCUCGGUUGAGGCCUUUGGGCCAUAUGAUAGCACUCAGCGUCAGGGUCGAACUUUUGGUGUGAUCUACGAUUGGAUAACGGGACUCUUUAACUCCUGUGUCUCACCCUGCACCCUGGAGGCUUUUCAGAAGCAAACCUGCUGUGAGACAUAUGUGGUGGAUCCUUCGUAUCCACCGCCACCUCCUCCUCCUCCACCACCACCGCCACCACCUCCGCAGACUUGCUGCACUCCUGUGAGACCCUAUCCACCACCUCGUCCUUUGCCACCACCACCACCUCCUCCUCCACCGCCACCGCCCCCAAUGCCCUACUAUCCCCCCAUUUAUCCCAAUAAUAAGACGCCCGUGGUGGUGGUGGCCACGCCCAUUAAUUGCUGCACUGUUUGCACUUACACUUACUAUGGACCACCGCCCUGUGGCCGCUACAAUAAUAGUAACAAUGGCAAAAAGGUGACCAUCUAUGUACCGCCGCCUUACUAUGGACGAUGA
This is a messenger RNA of Drosophila serrata, 3078 nucleotides long. RefSeq lists its product as uncharacterized. Lineage: Eukaryota; Metazoa; Arthropoda; Insecta; Diptera; Drosophilidae. The record is from RefSeq and is a predicted model, not a curated record.